AUGCUCGUCGGCGAGAUCCGUAUUCUCGUCGUGACACCUUCAGAGGACCGCGAGGCACCAGUCAUCGCCCAUCUGGCCCAUUGCCCGAUGGUGUGCGAAGUGUCCUACCACGCUUUGUCGUAUACCUGGGGCAACGCCGGGGAUACAGUCGAGAUCGUUGUCAACGGCCAUAGGAUGCAGGUCCGGCGGAACCUAGAGCAGGCUUUGCGUACCAUACGGAGCAAGGAAGUGUCAAUGCCCAUCUGGGUCGAUGCCUUGUGCAUCGACCAACUAAACGUUGCCGAGCGGACUAGACAGGUUGCACGCAUGUUUGACAUCUAUGACCGCGCAUCCCAAGUCAUCUGCUACGUCGGCGAGCACAGCGACGAGACCGAUAUGGCGCUGGACUUUGUUAAGCCAAUGGACCAGCUCAAGAUUGAGAUGAAUAAGAAGGGUGAGUACAAUAUCGGGAAAGAGGGGAACAAGAUUGGCCCGGAUCUCUAUCCUGCGCGUUGUGCAGCUUUGUACAAGUUCAUGUGCCGUCCGUACUUCAGACGAGUCUGGGUCGUCCAAGAAGUCGCCAUCUCGUCAGAUCCCGCAGUGAUAGUCGACAACCGCAAAGCCGUCGCUUUCGGGUCCCUCGACGCCGCCGCGUACAACUUGCAAGCCAUGAUUGCUUUCAACCCCGUCCUCAGGACGCAGAUGAUGAGCGCAGACCCGCAGCUACACCAGUUCGGUCUAUCGUACGACGAGCUCAUCUUUAUCCGUAAACUUUUCUACUUUAGGCACCUGAUGGCCGGAGGAGAACUCUACUCCCCGUUCAUCUCACCCACCGUCCGGAAGGACAGCCCUGGCUUUCUCGAGGCCGCCAUUCUCACACGAGACUUCCAGGCAACCGACGGCAGAGACAAGAUCUUUGCUCUGUGGAAUUUGGCGCAGGAUAAGGAGGGGCUCGACUUCAAGCUGGAUUAUAACAAAAGCCGCCAACAAGUCUUUGUUGACUUCGCAACAGCUUGGUCAAGACAGCACGGAAGUCUCGAUAUCAUCGCCGCCUCUGAGCCAUGGCACAACGUCGAUGACUUCUACAGUCUCGUGCCGUCGUGGUGUCCCGACUGGACCGUCCCAGCAGCCACAAGCUGCCUCGUCCGCCGAGAGAGGAUCUCCAUGAGGUCCAUGAGGCUGAUGGACGACUUGGACGGCGAGCUUUACUCCGCCGAUGGAGGAAUUGGACAGCUUCGCGACUUUGAAGAACUCUUUAGCUUCAACAAGGGCAUUCUCAACUGUCGCGGCAUUGUCAUAGACGAGAUUGAUGAAAUCAUCGAAGACCCAGGGAGAAUCCCCUCAGGACACGUAUUCCAUCCACCCGAUCCAGACGCCUUCUACAAGUUCCAAGAGUGGACAGCAGCCAUACCAAAGAUCUAUAAAGACCGCGGAGCCAACCCGUACGAUGAUCCUCGGCAAGCAGCCAUCGCCAUGUUUCACGGCGACGUGACCUCGGCCUGGAAUCGCCGCGGACAGAUCCCGGAAAAGCUGGAAGCCCUUGGUGCUCGCUUCAAUAAGACCAAGGAGCAGAACGCGUGGCAUCACUACGACUGCAUUACUGCAAGGUCGCGCCAUAUUCCGACGCACAAGGGGCCUUUCAGCUAUGAAGGGCGUCCGUGGUUUGAUAUUGUACAGUCUGUGCUUCGAGGAAGGACGCUCUGUAUCACGAAAAAGGGGUACAUGGCCCUCUUGCCUUCUUACAUCUCCGAAAAGACUUUCGACAAGUCAUGGCUUUUGGCUGUAAUAGCGACGUGUUCUGUGCCAGUAUUGCUGCAAGAGGUCGACAGUGUAGAUGGGAAGACUGUGUACAGGUUUGGUGGCACCUGCUUCGUCCAGGGAUGGAUGGAAGGGGAAAUGCUGAUGAGACCCGAAGACUCGGCAUCGCCGGCUGGGUUCUGGUUCACGGACGAGGCAAGGAGGAGUACGUUGCAUAUUCGUUGA
Messenger RNA from Colletotrichum abscissum, 1962 nucleotides. RefSeq lists its product as uncharacterized. The transcript has a single exon. Lineage: Eukaryota; Fungi; Ascomycota; Sordariomycetes; Glomerellales; Glomerellaceae. The coding region runs from base 1 to 1962 and encodes 653 amino acids. The record is from RefSeq and is a predicted model, not a curated record.